UCUCACUUCAUCCCUGUAAAGCCAAUCUGUAUUUUUUUUUCCUUUUUCUGCAAUCAAUGCUCAUUAUAAUUUAUAUAUAUUUAUAUAUUCAUUUCAAAACCAAGAAUCACCAAAUCCUCUAUUUAAAAUCUUGAAUUUGGUAAUAAAUUUAUCGUUGAAGACUCCAUUGAAGUUUCAAGAACCACUCUUUCAGCCCUGUCUGCAAUUGACAUAGAUAAUGGAUACAACAAUAUCAGUUCUUACAAAUAAGCUGAGAGAUGCAUCUGAUUGGGUCACAUGGAUAUCCGAAGCUCCGUUUGCAAGAGCUGUGGUGUUUGGAGUUAACAUUGGAGGGCAUCUAUUUGUUGAGGGUCUUCUCCUGGUGGUCAUCCUUUUCCUACUAUCACAGAAAAGUUAUAAACCACCUAAAAGACCAUUGACAAAGAAGGAAAUAGAUGAACUGUGUGAUGAAUGGGUCCCGGAACCUCUUAUUCCCACCAUUACAGAUGAGAUGAAAUCGGAGCCUCCAGUACUUGAAAGCGCUGCAGGUCCUCAUACAACUAUUAAUGGCAAGGAAGUAAUAAAUUUCACUUCAGCUAAUUACCUUGGGUUAUUAGGAAAUGAAAAGUUACUUGAGACAUGCACCAGGGCAUUGGAGAAAUAUGGUGUAGGUUCUUGUGGUCCUCGUGGAUUCUAUGGAACAAUUGAUGUUCACCUUGAUUGUGAGGCCAGGAUAGCUAAGUUUCUUGGAACUCCCGAUUCUAUACUCUACUCUUAUGGACUUUCUACCAUGUUCAGUGCAAUUCCAGCAUUUUGCAAGAAGGGAGAUGUCAUUGUUGCGGAUGAAGGUGUCCAUUGGGGAAUACAAAAUGGACUUCAGCUCUCUAGAAGUACAAUCAUAUACUUCAAGCACAAUGAUAUGGAGUCCUUGAGAAAUACAUUGGAGAAAAUCACUCAAGAAAACAAGCAAGCUAAAAAACUUAGGCGAUAUAUUAUUGUUGAAGCACUAUAUCAGAAUUCUGGUCAAAUAGCUCCAUUGGAUGAAAUCAUCAAACUGAAAGAAAAAUACAGAUUCCGGGUAUUGUUGGAUGAAAGCAAUUCCUUGGGUGUGCUUGGCAGUUCUGGUAAAGGUCUAACAGAGUAUUACAAUGUGCCGGUUGACAAGAUAGAUAUCAUUACGGCUGCCAUGGGGCAUGCAUUGGCCACAGAAGGAGGAUUUUGCACCGGGAGUACAAGAGUCAUUGAACACCAGCGUCUCAGUAGCUCUGGCUAUGUGUUUUCUGCUUCUUUGCCUCCUUAUCUGGCAAGUGCCGCAGUCAAAGCUUUUGAUAUAUUGGAAGAAAAUCCUGGUCUUAUCACAAAAUUGAGGAAGAACAUUAAUACACUGUUUAAAGGUCUAAAAGAUAUUCAGGGGAUGGAAAUAAUGAGCGAUCCACUAUCUCCGAUAGUUUUUCUAAGACUCAAGAAGUCCACAGGUUCUUCAAAGAGUGAUCUAAAACUAUUAGAAGAUAUCACGGAUCGUGUCUUGAAGGAAGAUUCCGUUUUUGUUGUUACUUCAAAGAGAUCAACACUUGAUAAAUGUAAUUUGCCAGUUGGGCUUCGAUUGUUUGUGUCAGCAGGACACUCAGUAUCUGAUAUGGAGAAAGCUAGUAAAUCAUUGAAGAGAGUCGCGGCUUCGCUAUUGACAGAUCAGAGCUAGCAGAAGGACGUGGUUUCAUCAUCUUAAAACUUUGUUGAAAAUAGGGGCAGAAACAUUCUGGGAGUUCAAAUAGGUACAUGGAAAAAAAUAUUGAAGAUACUUCUCUUUUUUUUUUUUUUUUUUACUUUUGUUGUUCAUUAGUGUUUGCAUGUCAACUAUAUUAGAUAGAUCAAGAUUUGCUUCUUGAGGUUGCCAUGCUGCAAGCCCAGAGAAGUCAGUUGUCUUGAUUAAUGUUGUGUUUUAUGUAGUUGUGUUAAUCUUCUUCCCCUUACUGAUUAUAUAAAGAAAAAUAGAAUGGUGGGAUUUUGUAGUUGACUGUAUAGACAUGUUAUUUCUUAUUGGUGUGGAAGUGACAAAUCUCAAUAUUUUAAGGUUUCAGCUAAA
Messenger RNA from Solanum lycopersicum (tomato), 2062 nucleotides. RefSeq names its product long chain base biosynthesis protein 1. Gene Ontology annotation, biological process: ceramide biosynthetic process; sphingosine biosynthetic process. The record is from RefSeq and is a predicted model, not a curated record. Lineage: Eukaryota; Viridiplantae; Streptophyta; Magnoliopsida; Solanales; Solanaceae. Gene Ontology annotation, molecular function: serine C-palmitoyltransferase activity; pyridoxal phosphate binding. Gene Ontology annotation, cellular component: endoplasmic reticulum.